Acanthoscelides obtectus is the source of this 3251-nucleotide messenger RNA. The record is from the annotation of a GenBank genome assembly. NCBI's taxonomy places the organism in Eukaryota, Metazoa, Arthropoda, Insecta, Coleoptera, Chrysomelidae.
AAAGCGUGUUUUUAGUUUUCCAAACUAUUAUUUAUUUCGGUGAUACUAGGGAUUCUUUGUAAAACCUGGAAAUGGUACGGUUUUACUUUGGAACAAGUCAAGCUUAAAUUACACAAAAUGUACUGCCACUGCAUAGUCUUCUUAUUUUCUGAUCACAAUCUGACAACGUUGUACGUUGGAUGGAAAGGAAAGACAGCAUUCAAGACUUCAAGUGGCUUUCAAUUCAUUUUGCUAAAAAGAAAAUGGUGGAUAUCCGCUAAGGAUAAAAGUGAUUUUUAUCCGGCUUUUCUUUGUGAUUUGUAACUUGUAUUGAUUUUACAAUAUUGUGUUACAUAUUGAUUGUGCUCGAAAACUACGUCAACUUUUACAUGUACUAUGCAACUGUAUCUUAUAGUUAUCAAACAUGUUGUAUGCUAUAUUUAGGAUUAUUGCUGACUUGCGGCAAAACAUUUUCUAGAUAGUUUCAGGAGAUAGCAUUUUUUGUACCAGUUGAGCUGAUUUUAUAGCUAGAUAAAUCGUUGCUGUUAGCUUUACCUGCAGGAUGUAUAACAAUUCGCAGUAUCCCCAGGGAUACCACAGCGGAUAUCCCCAAUAUCAGCAAGGAUAUGAGAACUACAACUAUCAAACCUAUGGGCAGACCUACACACCAGCAUCAAAUGUUGCUACCCAACCAGUUCCGCCUGGUGACGGUUUUACAGCCACAAACUGGACUACUACAACAACACCAACUACAUCUUCAGAUAAUUAUACUACAGUCAAAACAGAUGGAGGAUCACAAGGCUAGUCCUACAUAAAAAUGGACCUCCAGAGACGUUCUAUCUUCAUCAGGUGGUCAGCAAUUAAAAUCUGUCGUGAAGGAAAUGGAACAGCAAAAAGCGCAGCUGACCAAGCAACGUGAAGAAUAUGUACGCAAGGUAUCCGUGCUGCGCAGGGAACUGGAUCAGCUGCGCUUGCAGAAAACGCAGCUGAUGGGAAGCAGCAAGUCUUCGGAUAGAGAUAUUUCCAAUAUACUCAAGGAAAACGACAAAUUGCAGUCGGAGAUCCAAGGAAAAAUGAAGGCUAUUCAAAACGUCAUUGAGAUGCUCUCUAGCAUUAUCAAGGACGGAAAAUCCGUGGCAGAUUUAGAAGCAUCCUUGAACGAAGUCGCUAAUGCUCAUGAGAAUGCGUGGACAGCCACUCCCGAAAAAAACCGUUCUAGUUAUUCCCAUUCUCAGAAAAGCGCGACUCCGGAGGUGUCCCAGCAACGCGCAAAGUCGCGUGGUCGCUCGAAAUCGCGCGGUCGCUCUCGGUCCCCGGACCGAAUUUGUUACGUUCACUACGACACCGGUCUGCAUUGGUGCCGGCUGUGCGAUGAAUUUCCGGAAACAGCCAAGGACUUUCUCCUGCAUUUGCAGGAGAAAGAUCACCGGCAGAUGGUUAAGGACAACGAUGUGGAUUUGACACCGUGGCACAAGCUGCCUGCCGAAGACCUGUUGCCGGCGGAUGAGGACGCGCCCAAGAAACGGGUGCCUAUCAAAGGACUGCAAUUUUUCAUCUCCGCGCCGUCAUGGUAUUGCAAACUAUGCGAUAUUUGGAUCGGCGAUCUUCAUUGCGCCUCGCAUCAUUUGAAGUCUGUUGGUCACUUUCAAAACUACGAGAAUUUCGUAGCCCAAAACCCUCACUGGGAGAUGGAGUGGCUGAAAGACAGGGAAAUGGCAAUGUCUCGCAAAGGAGGCAACUCGUCCGAUUCUGAUGACUCGAAGAAGAAAAGGAAGAAGAAAUUCUCGCAUGACGGAUCAAGCUCCAAGGAUAAGAAAAAGAAGAAACGUUCCAAGAGAAAGAAGAAGCGUUCUUCCGAUUCAAGCAGUAGUUCUUCUUCGUCAGACAGCAGCUCUGACGACAGCAAUGCUGAUACGUCGAAAAGCAUCAGAGUGGCCAUGAGAAAUAUGAAGCAAGUUCAGUCAAUCAUGAACGAAGAUCUCAGCUCUAAGUGGAAUGUGCUAGAGAAGUUGGUGGAACAACAUAAGAAGGAAGAGAGAGAUAGAAUGGGUAGCGAAGAAAAAGACGAUCCGCUCAUCAACCAAUGGAUGACGAUAUCUCAACCUCCAGAAAAAGACAAGAAGCUGCUAGAGAGUCUCAAGGACAGAAUGAAACAAAAACAUGAGAUCGAACGAGCUAGAAUGGCCGAGAUAGAACUGAAGAAGCUGGAGAAAGAAAAACGUGACAGAGAAAUCGAAGAAAAAAGGCAAAGACAAAUCAGGGAGGCUGCUGAAGCUGCUGAAAGAGAAAUGAGAAGACGCGAAGAAGAAGAAGCUGAUCGAAUCAGAAAUAGAAAUCAAGUGCGUUUCAAGACGAAUUACAGAAAACGGCGAGAUGAUUCGGACGAUAGGAGUGACGAAGACGAAUUCGAGAAAUACAAACGUGAUAGGGCCAGGAAGGAUAGUGAUAGAAGUUCAUACAGCAACCAUCGCUCGAGAAGUCGCAGUCCCAAACCUGCUGAACAGAAGGGUGAAGAAAACGGCGACGCUAAGAAGAGACCACCUGGUCCGCCCAGUUACAAGAAGUUGCCGUUCAUUGGUAGGAUGCCGCUGUUUAAAAAUAAGAAAUCUACAGCGGAAAAGGUUGAGGAGGAGAAGGGUACAAAGGAGAUCCAAAAGGAAAGUUACGAGCCGCAGAGGCGGACCAGAUUCCAGCCGGGAAAUUUAGCGAAGGCGUUCAUGCCCAGACCGGACGUAGUCUGCUUCCCGAAACUAUCCAGCAUCCCGCCGCUGAACUUGCCGCCGCCUCCGCCUUUAGUCACCGAAAUACCGAAACCGGAACCAAAGAUCCCCCAAGCCCCCGCCCCUCCCACGAUCAGCAAGGAAAAGUCCGUCCUUCCGAAAGCACCACCUCCGCCGAAGAUCGAAGGGAAAACUGCCGAGAAGAACCUCAGCGAUGACGAGGUGUUGUACGGCGAAAGCGGACAGGCGAUGAAUCCGAACAGCAUGGGGCAGUAUUAUCAGGAUUACAACAUGAUGUUCCAGCAUCAGCAGUCGGACAUGUACCACCCCCCUACGUUCGAAAAGGAUCCAAUGGAAGCACCACCACCCCCGGCAAACGCGUACGCGAUGCCCCUACAGCCCCCGCCCCUGCCCCCGGAUGACGACUUGGCCAUGUUGGGGAUCUGUGCAGACGAUAUGGCUGCUCAGACGUUUUGAAAGAGUUUUAUACGGAUGUGACUAUUAUUGCGCAUAAGAUACAUUGUAAUAGGAUUAAAUAUCAUUUCUAGAAUA